Aedes albopictus (Asian tiger mosquito) is the source of this 2239-nucleotide messenger RNA. RefSeq lists its product as uncharacterized. The record is from RefSeq and is a predicted model, not a curated record. NCBI's taxonomy places the organism in Eukaryota, Metazoa, Arthropoda, Insecta, Diptera, Culicidae. Gene Ontology annotation, molecular function: sequence-specific DNA binding. The coding region runs from base 199 to 1878 and encodes 559 amino acids. The transcript has 4 exons.
UAAACCACAGAGAACAGACGUUUAUCUUAUUGUUGGCAGCUGUGUAAAAUUAAAAAACCGUCAAUUCAAAUGUGAGUGGUUCUGCUCCUGGUAGGCGGCGCUACUGUUGCUCAGAAAUUCCCAUUCCAUUUGACGUUUGUCAAUCGCGAUCAUAACAAAGGAACAUAACCUAUCUUUUCAUCAGUCGAUAAACUUAUCAUGGGUCGCAAAUGUGAGUUCUACUGGUGCGGAAAUCAUCAAGGAACCAGUGUUUCCUUCCAUCAGUUUCCGCAGGAUAAUCAAUUGUGUCAUGAUUGGGUGCAACGGUGCGGUUCCUUAGAAGCUACCCAAAAGUUUGCAGCAUAUGGGGCAGCUGCGUUCAAAAACAAACGCAUUUGUUCGGAACAUUUUCCACUCACAGCAUUUAAGGAAUCCAGCAGGAAGGAGAAAGGGUUACUGCCGAACGCAUUACCUUCACUUUGGUGCUCCAACAAUAACAGUGAAUACGGCAAAGAAUGCGGGGGAACAUCGAACACUGCUGGCACGGAAUUCGUGGCGGAAUCACCUCAGUAUUCGGAUGACGAUCCGACGAGCGAACCGAUAGAGUUUCUGGAAGGAGAAUCGGAUUAUCAAGAAUGGGAGAGUUAUUGUAAAUCAUCCGCCAGUGUCCGUGAUACAUCUUUCGUCGGGAAUGAUGUGUCUACCGAAGGGACCUCACAACUCGGAACAUCACUCUCUCAUCCGACCAAUUCAUCAUUCGAUGACAUCAACACGACGUUGCCAAUAUCAGAAUCCAUUCUAGGAUUCCACACGGUAUCGCUCCAAAUCGACCCAGUGUCAAGCAACUACCAGAUCUCAACCUUGUCCUCACCAUCUGAAAUAAAACAGAAUGAUGACGAUCUGACGGGAAAUUGCGUGAGUGGUCAUUACGAUCUUCAUCCUCAGCUAUGUGUGGUCAACGAUAUCAUUAAAACACCAGCAACAGAUAAAGAUAGCAUGCUGUACUCAACCGUGGAAUCCGGUGACUCAGCACUGAUAAGUCUUUUGAGUUCAUCUGCUACGAGCCGCGAUGAAAGUUAUAGAGCUCAGAUACAGGUGCAAAACGAGACUAUACAAAGCAUGAGGGAAAAACUAAGGCAUGUGAAACGAAAAUUAUUCGUUUCAAAUCAAACCGGACAAAGACGGCUUAAAAGUGCCUUCAAAGCCAAACGAGAAAACGCUGCUCUUAAAAAGGAAUUAAAAGCAACAAAGAAAAUCAAAACGGAAAACGAAGAACUGGGUGCAAGAGCGAGGAAAAACCCAGUAGUUCUGGAUAUAAUAAAAAACUCUACGCGCAAACCAAAAGGUAGGAGGUACAACUCGACCACAAUGAAGUUUGCUGCUGGUACGUACUUAAGUGGCCCUCGAGCGUACAGGUACGUCAGGAACUCUGAACACGUGGUACUCCCUCACAAAAGCUCGGUAUAUAAUUACAAUAAACAUGUACGCCUGCAACCAGGAAUAAAUAGUUCAUUGCUCACUGCCAUAAAAAGAAAAGUUCGCGAAAUGCAACACAAAAAGAACAAAAUCGUAACUCUCACUUGUAACGGGAUGUCCAUAAAAAAAGAUUUGUCAUAUAGCGCGAAAGCCGACGUAUUCCAUGGCUUUCCAGACGACGGAAUACCAAGAAAAGUUGAAGGUAACGAUCCCAGCAUUUUGGCAACGGAGGCCGUUGUUGUCAUGGCAUCUGGGAUGUAUUCAAAGUUUAAACAGGUAAGAUAUGGCGUUGUCUUUUUUGUCAAAUUAUGUUAUUACAGCCAAUUAUGUUAUUACAGCCAAUCGGAUAUUACCUGGCGCAUAACAGCCUUGGAAGCAAAGGUUUGUUCCAGUUACUGCAAGCAUCUGUUCGUGCUGUUGUGAAAUGCGGAUUGAAUCCUUUGGUUAUAACGAUGGACCAAUCCAGCACGAACAUCAAAAUGGUGCAGGAGCAUCAAAUUUCGUCAGAUCAUCCAAAAAUAGAAAUUGAUGGUCGAGAAAUAUUGAUCAUGUAUGAUUCGCCGCACCUAAUGAAGAAUACCCGUAACGCUAUAUUUAAACACAACGCUGUGUUUCAAAGCAAAAUAGCAACAUAUCAACACAUUCGUAAACUCUACGAUUUAGAUGUAUCGUCACCUUUGAGGCUUGUGCCGAAGCUCCAAAAGAGAUGUAUCGACCUCCCUCCGUUCGCAGCAAUGAAUGUGGCCUUAGCUGCCAGGACGCUCAGCGAAUCCUGUGCGACAGC